UCGGGUGCGGGCGCGGCUGGUGCUGCGGCUUCAGGGUCUCAGAUUUGGGUGUGACCAGGUCCCCGGAGGAGGCGGCUGACCCCACUGAGUCACACGGCCAGCUGUGUGUGAGGAUCCUAGUUCCUUGACCAGGGAUCAAACCCGCGUCCUUGCAGUGGAAGCUCGGAGUCCUAACCACUGGACCGCCAGGGAAUUCCCCUCUCUUCUCCUUUUGAUGCCCUUCCUGCUUCCUCCUGCCCUGCAGGCCAAGGCCUGGCACGUGAGGGUCCCCAAAGUCAUUCAUUCCAAACUUUAAAGGCCACUUGAGGGAGGAAGGAGGAGAGGGCCAAUGUGGGGGGAAAUGGGGGGUGGAGAGGAGCUCCUGGGUUUGUUUACUCACUCAGAGUCCAGACUGACCUCAGAAGCACAGCCAGAGGGAUAGGGCCCAGCCCCACCCUCACCCCCUCUGGGGACCUUUUUCAGGGUGUGUCUGGCGGCUACUCCAGGAAACAUGGCCAAGUUUGCCCUGAAUCAGAACCUGCCUGACCUGGGCGGCCCUCGCCUGUGCCCCAGCACGACUGGGGGCGCCCGCAGCCCGAGUUCGCCCUACUCGGUGGAGACGCCCUAUGGCUUCCACCUGGACCUGGACUUCCUCAAGUACGUGGAGGAGCUGGAGCGCGGCCCCGCCGCCCGCCGGGCCCCGGGCCCCCCGCCCGCGCGCCGCCCCCGAGCGCCCCGGGCCGGCCUCGCAGGCGCGCGCAGCCCAGGCGCCUGGACAUCCAGCGAGUCCCUGGCCAGUGACGAUGGCGGAGCUCCGGGCGCACUCUCCCCGGGCGCGCCGUCGGGGCUGAUGCUGCAGCCGCUGUCGCCGCGCGCACCCGUGCGCAACCCGCGCGUCGAGCGCACGCUCCUGGAGACCAGCCGGCGGUUGGAGCUCGCGCAGGCGCACGAGUGCGCGCCCAGCCCAGCCCGCGCGAUACCGCGCAGCCCGCGCGGGUCCGGCCACAGCAGUCCCGCCCCCAACCCGGCCCUGGCCUCGCCCGGCCCCGCGCAGCUGCAGCUGGUGCGCGAGCAGAUGGCCGCGGCGCUGCGGCGCCUGCGCGAGCUCGAGGAGCAGGCGCGCGCGCUGCCCGAGCUGCAGGAGCAGGUGCGCGCGCUGCGCGCCGAGAAGGCGCGGUUGCUGGCUGGGCGCCGGCAGCCCGAGCCCGACGGGGAGGCCGAGGCGCGCCCGGACAAGCUUGCUCAGCUGCGGCGUCUCACCGAGCGCCUGGCCACCUCUGAGCGCGGCGUUCGCGCCAGGGCCAGCCCCGGGGCUGACGGCCCAGACGGGGAGGCUCCCAGCCGCGGCGAGGGUGCGCUGCCCGUCCUCGACGGGGCGCCCCAGACGCGGGAGGCGGGCACCCAGACCGUGCCGGAGACCCAAGAGGCGGGAGCCCAGGCUGUGCGGGAGACCCAGGAGGCCGGCGUGGGGGCAGCUCCCGAGACCCUCGAGGCGGAAGCGUGGGUGACGGAAGCUCUGCUGGGGCUGCCCGCUGCCGCCGAGCGCGAGCUGGAGCUGCUUCGCGCCAGCCUGGAGCAUCAGCGCGGGGUGAGCGAGCUCCUGCGGGGUCGGCUGUGCGAGCUGGAGGAGGCCCGCGAGGCAGAGGCAGCGGCGGCGGCGGCCCGGUCCCAGCCGUGCGAGGCCGCCACCCAGACCCCGUGGGGUUGUGCCGAGACGGCCACGCAGACCGAGCCCCCCGUGGAGGCCCCUGCCCCGACGCAGGAGAACCCGCCGGGACCCACGGAGGGGGACAGGGCAGUGGCACCCGCGGGCACCCUCAAAUCCAUCAUGAAGAGGAGAGACGGGACCCCUGGCGCCCAACCCAGCCCCGGACCCAAGAGCCUGCAGUUUGUUGGGGUCCUCAACGGAGAGUACGAGAGCUCAUCCAGUGAGGGCGACAGCGACAGUGAGGACGGCGCUGCUGAGCCCCCGAGGGGCAGUUCCUCGGGCUCAGGUGACGACAGCGGCGGGGGAUCCGACGCCGGGACCCCUGGCCCUCCCAGCAGCGAGGAGGCCCGGGACCCCGAGCCGGAGGCAGAGCCAGAGGCUCAGCCGGGUGCGCAGGGGAGCAGUAGGUGCGAGCUGAGCCCACGUUUGAGGGAGGCGUGCGCAGCGCUGCAACGGCAGCUGAGCCGGCCCCGCGGAGUCCCCCGCGACAGUGGCGCGGCGCGCCUGGUGGCCCAGGAGUGGUUUCGAGUGUCGAGCCAGCGGCGCUCUCAAGCAGAGAUCGUGGCCGGGGUGCUGGGCGCGGCGGCGCGCCUGGGACGCGAGCUGCUGGAGCACGUGGUGAAUCUGGCGGAUGGCAACGGGAACACAGCCCUGCACUACAGCGUGUCCCAUGGGAACCUGGCCAUCGCGAGCUUGCUGCUGGAUACGGGGGUCUGCAAGAUUGAUCACCAGAAUCGAGCUGGCUACUCUGCCCUCAUGCUGGCCGCACUCACCUCUGUGGGGCGAGAGGAGGACAUGGCCGUGGUCCAGAGACUCUUCCACAUGGGCAACGUUAACGCCAAGGCUAGCCAGACGGGACAGACAGCCCUCAUGCUGGCCAUCAGCCACGGCCGCCAGGACAUGGUGGCGGCCCUGCUGGCAUGUGGGGCCGACGUGAACGCGCAGGAUGCAGAUGGGGCCACAGCACUGAUGUGCGCCAGCGAGUACGGGCGCCUGGACACUGUGCGGUUGCUGCUGGCCCAGCCAGGCUGCGACCCCGCCCUCCUGGACAACGAGGGCACCAGUGCCCUGGCCAUCGCCCUGGAGGCUGAGCAGGAUGAGGUGGCCACUCUGCUGCAUGCCCACCUGAGCUCAGGCCAACCUGGUCCCCUGCUGCCCUCUGACUCCCCAACGGCCAAGCCUGGUGAAGGAGACUGCAGUGACAGUGGAGAGGACCCCCCACCUCAGUGACUGGCCUGACACACUGGACCUGGAUUGGGGGAGGGCAUUCUCUCCCCCACAUGGACCUCUGGGCACAGCAGGGGUCAGGAGUCACAGGGAGGGGUUCAGCUUGAACUCUGCAGGGUGAGGUGCGGGCUAAAAGCACUCACUCCUCCAGCCCUCCUUAAUAAAACAUUCCUGACUCAGCUUGUCUUGUUUUGGAGAUACACACAGACACAUGGCUCUCCCUGCUCAAAAUGAAAAUGCCUUGUUGGGGAAAACAACACCUCCCCUCCACCUUCCAGAGUGCAGU
Molecule: messenger RNA, 3200 nt
Organism: Hippopotamus amphibius kiboko
Lineage: Eukaryota; Metazoa; Chordata; Mammalia; Artiodactyla; Hippopotamidae
Gene: KANK3
Product: KN motif and ankyrin repeat domains 3
Exons: 12
Coding region: 491-2917 (808 amino acids)
Biological process (GO): negative regulation of actin filament polymerization
Cellular component (GO): cytoskeleton; cytoplasm
Molecular function (GO): protein binding
Source: RefSeq, a predicted model, not a curated record